CGCAAACGUAAGAGAGAUCCCAAAUUUGUCGUUUAUUAUUUGUCGUUUUCAUAUGACAACUCAGUGCUUCCCUCCUCUUUGCCCAUCUCUUCCAAAAACCCUAAAUGCUAAGAGUAUAAAUGAGCACAGACCCUAAAGAAUAGCUGUAGAAAACUGUAAUUUUUUUUUUUGAUAAACAAAAAACUCAGAAAAAAUUGCUCUCUUGUCGUUGAAUCAUGGUCGUCCCUGUCCUUACAUCUGACGGUAAGAUCUUUGAAACCAUAAUCAGAUCUCAUUCGCAUUUUCCCUCUUACCAUAGUUUUUUUUUUCUUUCUUUUUUUUGCGAAACCCUUUACUAUAGUUUCGUCAGAUUUCUCACAAUGACUCGCUGAUUUUUCUUUUUAUGUCUGUUUUGGUGUUGAUGGAUGGAGCAGAUGGGUUUUACGCGAUUAACAACCAGUUUCUGGCAGAUGGGCCAAAAGGAUUCACCGAGUUCAAGAUGGUUGAGAACGAGGAGAUGUUCAUUCGGAUUGACCUUCCCGGCGUUCCGGACGACGGCGUGAGGGUUACGAUUGAUCCGACGAGGAAAACUGUGUCUAUCUCCGCCAAAGCACCGAAGGAGCACAAACACGACUCCUCUCCUCGGAUCUACCUCACCGCUACAGGGCUCGUCUGCAAAUGCUGCUCAAUCUCCAACUUCACCUCCCACAUGUGUGACGGCGUUCUCAGGCUUCUCCUCUUCAAGAGACAGAGCACUUCAAAUCGCUCUUCCUCCAUCUCGUUUCUUGGUGGCCCAGAUUUCCGAGAUGAUCUUCGUAGCUAUGGUCCUCACAAAUUUCCGCAUGCCUCGGACCCCUUUGGGAAUAUUUUUAAUUGUUGUGAUAUAUGUGGAGCAGACCCGACGUUAACGGGUCGGGUGUUGAAGCCACACCCAUGUGUGCUUCAAGGAUCGGAGAUGGCCUAUGAGUCGAAGAAGCUCCAAAACGGCAGCCUAUACGUGCGUGUAGACAUGCCAGGCGUUCCCAAAGACAGGUUCACCAUCUCCGUUACGAACGGGAGAGUGAUGGUGACUGGUGAAGCUCCUGCCGUUAGCCACGACUCAGGUGGUCGGUUCUAUUCUGGCGACGUGGCUAUGCUUGAUACUCUUAUCAGCAUCCCUAGCCGUCGGAUCAAAACCAUCGCCAAGAACGGUGUGAUUCGUUUGAUAAUCCCUCCCGUUUGAUUUGAUGAUCGAUGUUGUGUUUCUUGACGAAGCCCUAAUUCUGUUUCUUAUUUUCGCCUUCUGGAGAAUGGACCUUUUCGUUAGGGAUUGUAUGGUCGAUGUCGUUAUUUUGGUGGAACCAUAUGUCGGUCGUUUUUAUGUUUAAUACUUUAAUCAACUUUGGUUAUGUUCCAAAAA
Arabidopsis lyrata subsp. lyrata is the source of this 1378-nucleotide messenger RNA. Its product is annotated as putative 57 kDa heat shock protein. The coding region runs from base 383 to 1201 and encodes 272 amino acids. NCBI's taxonomy places the organism in Eukaryota, Viridiplantae, Streptophyta, Magnoliopsida, Brassicales, Brassicaceae. The transcript is spliced from 4 exons. The record is from RefSeq and is a predicted model, not a curated record.